Miniopterus natalensis is the source of this 3347-nucleotide messenger RNA. It is a transcript of the gene CCDC71, whose product is annotated as coiled-coil domain containing 71. The record is from RefSeq and is a predicted model, not a curated record. Lineage: Eukaryota; Metazoa; Chordata; Mammalia; Chiroptera; Miniopteridae.
UGCACCCCUAGUACCUGUGCGUGGUAUCUGAACCCUUCCCUGUUCUAUAGUUCAAAACCUGGGAACUACACCCCCUGGAAAAAAUAAAAGAACUAAAGCCACGUGCAAUGGCCUCUGGAGAGGGGAAGUGCCUGAGACACCUGAGGAUCGAGAAUGUUUCCAAACAAAGAGCCCAAGGGCACUCCCUCUAGGGGAUUCUGAAAACUUUUUCUGCUGCAUUGGGAUGGUAGGAAAAAGCUGCACAGACACACCUCCUGGCCCCAGGGACCUGCCUGAUUCCAGCUGAUCUUUUAAUGCUCCCUUUGCUGAUGCCGAGCUGCCUCUAGGGCCUUCCUUGCUUGUUUGGGCUAGAUAUUAAUCAUGAUUGACAGACUACAGCUUCUUCAGAGAAGCCUGGGACAACUUGGGUGUUUCCAGACAGCUCCAUCUGGGCUGCACCAAUGUGGGCCCUCCAACCCAUAGUUAGGGCAGCUCACGUCUCUACUGUCUGCCUUAUUAACCGUCCUACUUGGAGCCUCUGGAUCCCAUUAAACCUUGCACUCUUGGUCUGGCUGCUUGGCUCCCAGGUUGCCUGAUUAGAGCUGUGUCAUUAGUAUGUGCUACUCAUCAGCUUUUUAGUUUCUGUUGAAGGAGAAUCUGGCUGGUUACACGACUCUAGUGCUAGGACCUCCAAGUGCCCUGUCUGGGAACUCUGAAAGCAGAACUUCUUGGUGGGCAGGGAGAUUCACCCCUGAGCACCUGAAUAGCAGCAGCUUGAAGACCAGAGAUGGGCAUGGACAUUGGGUGUAAGUCUGGACCCUCUGGCCACCAUUCAAGGCUUGUGUUGUCCUCCUUUCACCUGUUUUUUCCCAUGAGAUCUUCCAGCCCUGACCACAGACUCCAGUCACACCAAGUGUGUUUUACUAUUUCUCACUUUGGAGCCAUUGCAUAGGCUGUUCCCCUUUUCCAUUUCCAUCUGGUCCUUUCCUAUUCAUCACUCAUGUCCCAGCUAGGUGUUGGCUUUCCCAAGAACCUUUCCUGACCCAUUGGUGAACUAAACUGGGUUCCAGUGUGCACUCCCAAGAACCUUGAUGGUGUAUCUCUGUCAUGUUUUUUGUACAGGGCUCCUUGAGGACAAAGAUAUUCUUGUGUUCCCAGGGUUGAGUCUAAUACUAGAUUUUGGCCUCAGAAAAUACAGAAUUGAAUUAAAAUAGGUUAGCUAAGCCCAAAUUUUUCCAGGGACAUAGCAGGUUGGAUGGCUGUGAUGAGCUUGUGGGCAUAUAUCCUGAAGAAGCUGCCUCUGAUUUACAUGGGUCCUCUCCCACUCCCCAACCCCCUACCCUGCUGCCAUGAUAGGUCAGGAGAACAGCGUUUUGCUUCAAGGAGUGGCUCGCUCUGACCAGGUUUCACUAUGUCAAUGGAUGUUAUCAUGGAGAGUAUGGGCAUGAUUGAUGUAUCUACCUGCCCUGACCCCUUUCUCAAUGCUAUUCUUAUUGACUCAUUUCCUCUUGCCUUGGAGGUGCUGAGGGCCGGUUGGCAGAUACCCAGACAGAUCUGCAGUGCCCAAUGCCAUGAGCGUGGUGGUGCAGCAUGUGGAGGAGAAAGCUGUACACUCUUGGUCACGGAUCUCCACGGCAGGGAAGAAGGCCCUGGAGGAGGCGCUACUUGUCUUUAACCCCAUGAGCCAGGAUCUCAGUGCCACAGAGGCCCAGCUUGUGGCCUUCCUGCAGGGCCUACGGGACGAUGGCUUCCAGCCUACCAUCCUGCGCAGUGGUGAUGUCUAUGGCUAUAGUUCAUGUACAGCCAAACCCCCAAGCCAGACGAAGCUGCAGGCUCGUGCCCCUACCCCAGCCACCACAUCACCUCCAGCCAGUGCUCCCCGAACUGCUAUGCGGCUGCCUGCAGGCCGGGCCACGCUGCUUCCCAUGCCACUGUCUGGUAGGCUGGCCAAAGCAUCCACACCAGCCCUCACCAAGCAUGCUACCACCAACCUGCUGCUGAGCUCCCUGAAGCAGUCAAAUGCCAACCAUGCCCAGGGUAGAGCAAUGGGCUUCCCUGCCCACCUCUAUCCAGGUGUCUACCCUGCCAUGCGGCUCUCUGUUGUCCUUGAGGCCCUGGUUCCACUCAAGACUCCCAUGCGCUGCUUGGGUGCCAAGCACAAGACACAGUCACUACAGCUCUCACUUGCAGACUCUCCCCUGAAACUGCGGAAAGGUCCAGCAAAGGGGCUGGGGAACCCCCGGCCCAAAGUUCCCAGAAAAGCCACAAGCAAGGGCCCUAAGUGUGUGAUUCGCAGAGGACCCAGGGCCGGACCCCAACAAAGCACUGGGCAUAAGAGCAAGACCUGCAAAGCCACUGGAUCCCUCAGUGACCCACAAAUGAAAGGUGUCUCUACCCUGAGUACCAAAACAGCCCAAGCCAAGGCAGCUCAAACACUAGCCAAAGCUGUCUGUGCCCAGGUCAAGGUGGCUCAAACACAGGCUAAAGCUGUCAAGGCCCGGGCAAAACCUAAGGCAGCACAGAUCAAAGCCAAGGCAGCAUGUGACAAGGCCAAGGCCAAGGCAGCACGUGACAAGGCCAAGGCCAAGGCAGCACGGAUCAAGGCCAAGGAAGCGCGGGCCAGGGCCAAGGCCAAAGCAGUGAGGGCCAGGGCCAAGGCACAGUCCAAAGCAGUGCAGGCCAGGGCCAAGGCCAAGGUCAAGGCAGUGCAGGCCAGGGCCAAGGCCAAGGCCAAGGGAGUGCCAGCCAGGGCCAAGGCCAAGGUUGCUCGGACCCAGCCCAGGGGCAGGGGCAGGCCGAAAGGGUCUGCUCAGGCCAGGACCACAAGGAAAGGCCAGAAAAGCCACCCUAAGACUGUGGGGCAGAAAAGGAAAAGGGCUGAGGAGGCAAAAGAUCGUCUUCCCCAGAAGCGAACACGGCUUGAGCCUCGAUCCCCUAAGACAUAUCUAGGUCUUGGAACGACAAAGCUACUGAAAUUCCGGGCCAUCAAGGUGGGCAAGCAGUCCUCCAAUGAUGAAGUGCUGCAGCAGGCUCAAAGUAUCCUCCGUGUGAACCUAUCCCCUGUAAUACGGCUCCAGCCAUUACUGCCAUACUCAGUACCCUGAUUUCUUCACAUAGCAAUGUUUGGGGAAACUGAGCCCACUGUCUGUGUUGUCAGUGGCACAAUGUGCAAUGCCCAUGGACUCUAAAACCUUGAGGACUCCAGGCGCCUCUCCAGGGCCCUGGCAGCCACCAGCCUUUCAGACUGGAGGGUGUGGGAUUGGCGUGGGUGGGCAGGAGGGGUGUUUUCAUGGCGCAGUGCACUGUGACUUACUACUCUUCAAGCUGUAUGUCCGCUGUUCCAUCUAUUAAGUUUUAUACCUUUCCAC